AUGCCUCCAACCCAACAAGAACUCUCCCUCCUCAUAAACCCUCUCGUUCCCGACUCUGUCAUGCAUAACAGCCGCACCCUCUCAAACCUCCAUUCCCUAACCGCAUUCCUCCUCGGUAUCUGCGCUGGCAUCCUCGGCCUUCAAUCGUCGUACGGUUUCAUUUUCUAUCUCGUCGGCACAAUACUCGUCUCCUUCCUAUUCCAUGCCGUUUUGAUCGGGUUCGGAAACAAUAGAAUGGGAAUUGGCGCAUACUUUCCCGGCACAGGGGAGAUUGUUACAGAGAAGGUGGAUGGGGCUUCGAGUGUGACGAAACGAAACAACCAGAGUCGAAAGGGUGCUUGGAGGGACCUUUGGUUUGGCGGUGGGGUUAUGGGAGAGGCGCUUAGUGGCUUUGUGCUGGGAUGGGCUGGGGUUGGGGGUGUGUUGAGGUAG
This is a messenger RNA of Histoplasma capsulatum G186AR, 432 nucleotides long. RefSeq lists its product as uncharacterized. The coding region runs from base 1 to 432 and encodes 143 amino acids. The record is from RefSeq and is a predicted model, not a curated record. The transcript has 2 exons. Lineage: Eukaryota; Fungi; Ascomycota; Eurotiomycetes; Onygenales; Ajellomycetaceae. Gene Ontology annotation, cellular component: membrane; endoplasmic reticulum; EMC complex. Gene Ontology annotation, biological process: autophagosome assembly; protein folding in endoplasmic reticulum.